AUGACGAAGUCUGAUCGAGAGAUUAUCUACUUGUAUGCCGGAGAAAAUCAUCCAAAAGUGAAGUUGACCCGUGAGAGGGAGUUUACCAAUGUAAGAGGUUUGCUGGAAUAUUUCCAUGGGAUUCAGGAUACAUUUUACGUUGAGUUUGAGACCAGUGAGACUAUUACGGAAAAUUUGAAACUACGUUGUACUUCUUAUGGUGGUGAUGAAUUUGAUGGCUCUGUACCUUUCUUUAUCCUUGAAUAUGACGAGAUAUUGGAUUCUUUUUACGUUUGGAAAUCUGAGGGCCAGUGGGAAUUAAAUAAACUGAUUGCGACUUUGUACACUGAUCACUCAAAUAAAGGUUCACAUGCGUGCGGUGAGAUUUUGAGGGAAAGUCCGGAAUUUGCCAAACAUCCCAGGAAGAAAUUGAUCGAUCUGGUAAUAGAUAAGUUGAAUGUGGAUUGGUCACGAAUUGAUAUCGAAGAGUUUUGGUUACAGCUCGAUCAAGUGCUGGCGCUCGAUCAGGACGCUAAAUUGGAUGAAUUUUCGUUCAAGAGUUUGAUUUCUGUCGCUGUAUUGAAGACCAAGGUGAAGGAAAAUAAGAGGAUGCUUCAACAGGCUGUGGUGCAAUACCAUCGACUGAUGAAGUCCAAAGAACACACGGAGAUCGAGCGAGAGGAUGAGAAGAGAGCUGUUUCACCAACAGAUCCGGAGUGUCCGGGACCCAUGUACGCUUUUGGGAAGAUAAACAGCCAAGGUGAUCAAAUUGUAGCUAAUUUCAAUCGUCAUUUCAAAUUAAUGGCCGAAGAUUACGAGACGUUUGAUCUAAAGAACUGGGGGCAAAUAACUCGCAAGUCAAACCGUAGGAAGCCUCGAGGCUCACACACUAAAAAUUGCAUUUCAAAAGUCAAAAGUUAG
Molecule: messenger RNA, 900 nt
Organism: Torulaspora delbrueckii
Lineage: Eukaryota; Fungi; Ascomycota; Saccharomycetes; Saccharomycetales; Saccharomycetaceae
Gene: FPT1
Product: chromatin-associated RNAPIII regulator FPT1
Exons: 1
Coding region: 1-900 (299 amino acids)
Source: RefSeq, a predicted model, not a curated record